GUCGGGAAAGGGUGAGGGCAAGGUUAUCUUCUGGCAUUUGGGGCGGGAGAAGAAGGCCAGAGUGAGGCCAGGCCCCACCUUUCGGUGGUCCAAGACAAGCAGAUUGCCCCCUACGAAGGAAGCCCCGCCUUCACUGCUCGGUCGCGCCCCGCCCAGGCCCGCAGCGCGGCUGCAGCGCGAGGGGCGGAGAGGCAGUGCACCGAGAGAGGACCCGACGCCCAGGUUGCGUGCAUCUCAGAGCUGCAGUAGACUAAACCGCUCCCCGGCCCUGCUCCGCCGCCUCGUCCGGGCGCCCCAGCUGCUCUCUCGGCCCCAGCGAUCGAGCACCUGUCCUCCGUCUUGGUCUCAGCUGAGCGACCCCUCCUUCGGAGCACACACCAUUCCUGCAGCCUGAGAAGUGCCCCAGCUCUACUUGUCGACCACCAUGGCGGAGACUAACAACGAAUGCAGCAUCAAGGUUCUCUGCCGAUUUCGGCCCCUGAACCAGGCGGAGAUUCUGCGGGGAGACAAGUUCAUCCCCAUUUUCCAAGGGGACGACAGCGUCGUUAUCGGAGGGAAGCCAUAUGUCUUUGACCGUGUGUUCCCCCCAAACACGACUCAAGAACAAGUUUAUCAUGCAUGUGCCAUGCAGAUUGUCAAAGAUGUCCUUGCUGGCUACAAUGGCACCAUUUUUGCUUAUGGACAGACAUCCUCAGGGAAAACACAUACCAUGGAGGGAAAGCUACAUGACCCUCAGCUGAUGGGAAUCAUUCCCCGGAUUGCCCGAGACAUCUUCAACCACAUCUACUCCAUGGAUGAGAACCUUGAGUUCCACAUCAAGGUCUCUUAUUUUGAGAUUUACCUGGAUAAAAUUCGUGACCUUCUGGAUGUGACCAAGACAAACCUUUCUGUGCAUGAGGACAAGAACCGGGUCCCAUUUGUCAAGGGCUGUACUGAACGCUUUGUGUCCAGCCCAGAGGAGAUUUUGGAUGUGAUUGAUGAGGGAAAAUCAAAUCGUCAUGUUGCUGUCACCAACAUGAAUGAACACAGCUCUCGAAGCCACAGCAUCUUCCUCAUCAACAUCAAGCAGGAGAACAUGGAGACUGAGCAGAAGCUCAGUGGGAAGUUGUAUCUCGUGGACCUGGCUGGGAGUGAGAAGGUUAGCAAGACUGGAGCAGAGGGAGCUGUGCUGGAUGAGGCAAAGAAUAUCAACAAGUCGCUGUCUGCCCUGGGGAAUGUGAUCUCUGCAUUAGCAGAGGGCACUAAAAGCUACGUUCCAUAUCGUGAUAGUAAAAUGACCCGGAUUCUUCAGGACUCUCUGGGAGGAAACUGCCGUACAACUAUGUUCAUCUGCUGCUCACCAUCCAGUUACAAUGAUGCAGAGACCAAGUCUACACUGAUGUUUGGACAGCGGGCAAAGACCAUUAAGAACACUGCCUCAGUAAAUCUGGAGUUGACUGCCGAGCAGUGGAAGAAGAAAUAUGAGAAGGAGAAGGAGAAGACCAAGGCCCAGAAGGAAACAAUUGCAAAGCUGGAGGCUGAGCUGAGCCGCUGGCGCAAUGGAGAGAAUGUGCCUGAGACAGAGCGUCUGGCUGGGGAGGAUGCAGCCCUGGGGGCUGAGCUCUGUGAGGAGACCCCUGUGAAUGACAACUCAUCCAUUGUGGUGCGUAUCGCACCUGAGGAGCGGCAGAAAUAUGAGGAGGAGAUCCGCCGCCUAUAUAAGCAGCUUGAUGACAAGGAUGAUGAGAUCAACCAGCAGAGCCAACUCAUCGAGAAACUCAAGCAGCAAAUGCUGGACCAGGAGGAGCUGCUGGUGUCCACUCGAGGAGACAAUGAGAAGGUCCAGCGGGAGCUGAGCCACCUGCAGUCAGAGAAUGACGCUGCGAAGGAUGAGGUGAAAGAAGUGCUGCAGGCCCUGGAGGAGCUGGCUGUAAACUAUGACCAGAAGUCCCAGGAGGUAGAGGAAAAAAGCCAGCAGAAUCAGCUGCUAGUGGACGAGCUGUCCCAGAAGGUGGCCACCAUGUUGUCCCUGGAGUCUGAAUUGCAGCGACUCCAGGAGGUCAGUGGACACCAGCGAAAACGAAUUGCUGAAGUGCUGAAUGGGCUGAUGAAGGACCUGAGUGAGUUCAGUGUCAUCGUGGGCAACGGGGAGAUUAAGCUGGGAAGCAUCUCUUCCUCCUCUGCCCACCCUCAGCCGGUGGAGAUCAGUGGGGCCAUCGAGGAAGAGUUCACCGUGGCCAGACUCUACAUCAGCAAAAUCAAGUCGGAGGUCAAAUCUGUAGUCAAGCGGUGUCGGCAGCUAGAGAACCUCCAGGUGGAAUGUCAUCGCAAGAUGGAAGUGACUGGGCGGGAGCUCUCAUCCUGCCAGCUCCUCAUCUCACAGCAUGAGGCUAAGAUCCGCUCACUAACGGAAUACAUGCAGAGUGUGGAGCUGAAGAAGCGACACCUGGAAGAGUCCUAUGACUCCUUGAGUGAUGAAUUAGCCAAACUCCAGGCUCAGGAAACUGUUAAUGAAGUGGCUUUGAAGGACAAGGAGCCGGACACUCAGGAUGCAGAUGAAGUGAAGAAGGCCUUGGAGCUGCAGAUGGAAAGUCACCGGGAGGCCCAUCACCGGCAGCUGGCCCGGCUCAGGGAUGAGAUCAAUGAAAAGCAGAAGACUAUUGAUGAGCUUAAAGACCUGAAUCAGAAGCUCCAGUUAGAGCUGGAGAAACUUCAGGCUGACUAUGAGAAGCUGAAGAAUGAAGAACAUGAGAAGAGCACCAAGCUUCAGGAGCUGACAUUUCUGUACGAGCGACAUGAGCAGUCCAAGCAGGACCUCAAAGGUCUGGAGGAGACAGUUGCCCGGGAACUCCAGACCCUCCACAACCUUCGCAAGCUUUUCGUUCAAGACGUCACGACUCGAGUCAAGAAACAGAGUGCAGAAAUGGAGCCCGAGGACAGUGGGGGGAUUCACUCCCAAAAACAGAAAAUUUCCUUUCUUGAGAACAACCUGGAACAACUUACAAAGGUUCACAAACAGGUGGAAGAUUGGGUGUCAAAGCUGGUACGUGACAAUGCAGAUCUGCGUUGUGAGCUUCCUAAAUUGGAAAAACGACUUAGGGCUACGGCUGAGAGAGUUAAGGCCCUGGAGGGUGCACUGAAGGAGGCCAAGGAGGGCGCCAUGAAGGACAAGCGCCGGUACCAGCAGGAGGUAGACCGCAUCAAGGAAGCUGUUCGGUACAAGAGCUCUGGAAAGAGGGGCCAUUCUGCCCAGAUUGCCAAACCUGUGCGGCCUGGCCACUAUCCAGCAUCCUCUCCCACCAACCCCUAUGGCACCCGGAGCCCUGAGUGCAUCAGUUACACCAACAGCCUCUUCCAGAACUAUCAGAAUUUGUACCUGCAGGCCACACCUAGUUCCACCUCAGAUGUGUACUUUGCUAACUCCUGUACCAGCAGUGGAGCCACAUCUUCUGGUGGCCCCUUGGCUUCCUAUCAGAAGGCCAACAUGGACAAUGGAAAUGCUACAGAUAUCAACGACAAUAGGAGUGACCUGCCCUGCGGCUAUGAAGCUGAGGACCAGGCGAAGCUCUUCCCUCUCCACCAAGAGACGGCAGCCAGCUAACCUCCCACACCAAUGGCUAUAUAACCUGCACUUUCAGUUUCUAAGAGGGACUGAGGCCUCUUCUCUCAGCAUGCUGCAAACCUGUGGUCUCUGAUACUAACUCCCCUCCCAACCCCUGUUGUUGGACUGUACUGUUUGAUGUCUUCUCUCACUUACUAUGUAUCUCUUUGUACUCUGUAUCUAUAUAUUGGAAGCUGCUGCUAUGUCUCUCUUCUCUCUGUCCCACUCUCUAAAUAUCUAAUGAUGUAUUUAGCAAUUUCUAAGCAUAGUCUAUCCUCAUUUGGGGCAAUAGGGAGGCGGGGGAAUGUUUUCUUCUUUCUCAUAUACUCGUCUCACACUGAGUGGUGUUAAUCACUGAGCAGAGAACAUAGAGAUGAUAAAAUGAGAAAUGGGAGCUAGAGGGCUGUGAUCCUUUUCUCUCACAAACACAUGUGUGCAUGCACACAUACACACACAUUCACACACUACUCACACAUACACGUACAUAUAAAGCCUUAAGCAGAAGAAUGUCUUAGCAUCCUAAGACGACAGAGAAAUAGGCUCUUCCUCCCUUCUCUUUUAUGGAUAGCACAGGGGAGGGUAAAAUGGAAGGGCUGAUAAAUUCUACAUAUAAUUUUCUUAAUAUUGCCCUCACCUAAAUCAAGAGAUUCCAGAUGUUUAUCUCUGUCCUACAAAGUCUGCCUUUUGCCUCCCUCUAUUUUUCCCAGAUGGAGACCAUGGCUUGCCAAGGAACCUUUUCCUUUUCUUGUCCAAACCCCUUUUGAUACUCUCCACCCCUAAUGACCAUAACUCAAAGUUAAAAAUAUUCUCAAAAGCUGAGGAGGCGAGCUGGGGUUAUGGCUCAGUGGUAGAGUGCUUGCCUAGCACGUGCAAGGCCCUGGGUUCAAUCCUCAGUACCACGUAUAAAUAAAUAAAAUAAAGGUAUUGUAUCCAUCUACAACUAAAAAACAAAUAUUUUUUAAAAAUUGAGGAGGCAGAUCACUUCCCCACAGUUUGUCAAAUAGCUGCUCAUCUUUCUGUGGUGAUAGUUAUAGGCAAGUAUAGUCAGAAUGACUGAUUCCUUGGGUUUGAGGAUUGAACAGGGUGGAAAAUUGCUAAGUGAUUUGCAUCACAAUGUCCUCAGGUUGAAGCGAUGAACUGGAUUCCUUUUUCCUAUAUGGGGCUACAAGUUCUUCCCAUCUCUACCUUUUGGUUUGGGGGCUUCCAGUUCAUUGGCAAAAUAGCUGUUUCAGAUGCCUUCAUUUCAAACUGGAGCCUGGCUUUCCUCCACUAUAAAUUGUUCCCCACAAAGAGUUCCUUCUAUAAUGUCCCUAUGUGGUAUAAAGUGCACUUUAGGGAAAGGGGCAGGGCAGAUUUUCCAGAGGUGGCAGAGCCUGGGGGCUUGACCCAGGGCUCUUCCCCCAGCCAUUCUGAGCCCAUGUGUCCCCUCUCCCACAGUUAAGAAGAUGGUUGCUUGAGUUCCAGAUUAUCCUUUCCUUCCACAUGGUGCUAAGGUAUUUUUUCAGGUAACUUUUGGGAUGAAGGUCACUAGCCAGCCCAAACCAAGAAGUAAAGUCUGGAGUCCAGAUAAUUUUACCUUUUUAUGGAUGGAAGAUAGGAACCUUCAGCAUCAGGGAUGCCCAUCAUCUGGCUUUUUCUAAGUUGGGAAAGAGGUUCAGCAUGAUUGCCAGCUGGUAAAUACAGGGUACAGGGGCUUGUGAGUCCUUCAAAGGAAAGAAUCCUUGCUCCCUUUACCUGUUGAGCAAUUUUAGCAGUUAAGGACAAAAUCAGAGGGGUCUGAAAUAAAUCCAAACUGGUGAUUUUCAAACACUUUUCAAAAUAAAUCUUAUGUAGAACUCCAACGUAAAAAAUAACAUAGACUAGGGGUGUAGCUCAGUGGUAGAGCUUGCCUAGCACACGCAAAGCUCUAGGUUCAAUUUUCAGCACUGCAAAUAAAUAAAUUAAUUAAUUAAUAAAAAAUAAAGGGGGGUGGGAAGGGAAAUAAUGCAGACCUGGGUAGUUUGCAUUUUCUUUUCUCUUUCUUUUGCUUUUUGGUGGAAAAUGCUUUAUUAGUUGAAGAGCCCUGGAAGAGCCCUAAGAGAUCCCAAGGGUUCUAUAGAGUGGUUUGAAAACCACUGCUCUGAAGAAGGGGGUACAAUCUGGAUUUCCUACACCAAACCUAUAACUCAUAGAAAAGAGGGAUGGGGUAAAUGGGGUAAGGUAGAUGAGCCAUGCUGUCCCAGACCCAGUCAGAGAGGAAGGAAGUUACCAGAAUACCCGUGGACUUUGCCAGCAGGAAACCUUAGAAUCGAGGGGAUUUUAUGUAAUUUUGCUACCAAAUGAUUAUUUAAAAGAACACACUUUAAAAAGAUGUGAAGGUGUAGGGCAGAUAAAAAGAGAGGUGACACAGGGGAGCAGCCUUCUCUUUAGCAAGAUGUAAGGGAAAUAUAAUUCACUUAUACAAAUAAGAACACAUGCACAACUUUCACCAGAAGCUUCAUACUGUAUCCUCUUCCGCCUCUUCCUGUUCCCUACAUUCACCACAUCCCUUACAGACAGCCAGGCUCAUCACAAGGGGUACCUGGCUUGCCCACUCACAUCUGCCAAAAUGUUGCAUGCCAGUGUGGAAAAACAAACCAAACUGCACAAACCCCAGUGUGUAUUUACUCAGUGUACAUAGGUACCUUUAAAAUAAAAUAAAUUCAAUGAUGACUCCA
Ictidomys tridecemlineatus (thirteen-lined ground squirrel) is the source of this 6276-nucleotide messenger RNA. It is a transcript of the gene Kif5a, whose product is annotated as kinesin family member 5A. The record is from RefSeq and is a predicted model, not a curated record. Lineage: Eukaryota; Metazoa; Chordata; Mammalia; Rodentia; Sciuridae. Gene Ontology annotation, biological process: microtubule-based movement. Gene Ontology annotation, molecular function: ATP binding; microtubule binding; microtubule motor activity.